ACAGUGCAGCUGGAGUGAUCAUUUUUUAAAAGCAAAUGUAAUCAUGUCACUAUUUUGCUUGAUAUAUGCCAAUGGCUGCCCAUUGCUCUUAAGAAGACCAACAUCUUUAGAAGCUUCAUCAGGCCCUGUAAGACCUGGCCCCUGCCUACUACCUACCUCUCCAGCCUCUUUUGAGCAGUUCUUCCCUUUACUCUGAACUGCAGUCAACUCACUUCCUGCAGUUCCCUCAACGGAUCCUGCUCUUUCCUACCUCGGGGUGUUUGUGCAUGUUGUUCCCUCUACCUGGAACACCUUAGUCCCCUAAAAUUUCCUAAAUGUCCAACUUCGGCUGGAAAUUACUUCCUCAGGAAACUUUCUCGGACUGCCCCCUUACUCCUUCCCCCCUUGCAUUAAUUUUCUAGGGCUGCUGUAACAAAGUACAACAAACUGUGGGGCUUAAAACAAUAGAAAUGUAUUAUCUCACAGUCCUGGAUGCAGGAAGUCCAGGAUCAAAGUGUUUGCAGGGUUGGUUCCUUCUGAGAGCUGAGCAGAAGGAUCUGUUCCACGUCUCUCUCUUAACUUCCAGUGGUUUCAUGGCAAUCUUUGUCACUCCUUGGCUUGUAGAAGCAUCACCCUGAUCUCUGCCUUCAUCUUCACAUGGUGUUGUCCCUGUGUGCAUACAAAUUUCCCUUUUUUAAUGAGGACACCAGACAUACUGGAUUAAGAGUCACCCGGCGCCAGUAUGACCUCAUCUUUAACUAAUUACAUCUGCAAGGACCCUAUUUCCAAAUAAGAUCACAUUCUGAGAUUAUGAUUAUGGGGGUUAAGACCUCAACAUAUGAAUUGGGGUGGGGGGCACAAUUCAAUUCAUAACACCCUCCAUUCCCAAGGUGGAGUUCUCUGGUUAUAUACUGUCAUCGCCCUGCCCUGUAGACUUUUUCUUCAAAGCACUGAUCACAGUUGGUAAUUAUUAAUGAAUAAUCAUACAAGAAAAAUGUAUUUGUUCCCCCACCAAUUAUAAGCUCCAUAGGGACCAUGUUUGUUGACCACUGCACUCUCAUGCCUGGCACGCACUAGUUGUCCAGUAUGUACUCACUGAGUGAACAGAUAAAUUCUACAGCCCUCCAAGGUCCCUGCCCACACAUCAGUGUGGAGAGACCCACGUUUGUCUCCCAGGCCUGCUCAACCACUUCCAGAGCAUUAAGUCAUCCGAGGCAAGUAGGGUUAAAGGCAGAUCCACUGGUUCAUCAUUGGCUUCCUAGUCUUAAUGACCCUUUGAAACUCUAACAUGAUCUCCCCCAUAAAGACAAGCCCCUGCUAGAAAAAAAAAAAAAAAGGCAAACAAAACAAAACAAAAAAACCACAUCUAAGAUUUGUAAGCCCAUUGCACUUUCAUUUUAAAUGCUCCGCCUGGGUGCCAGUGAUUAUUAUGGAGGAGACUGAGGGAGCUUCUCUGGAGAGCUUAAUACAGGUCACUUCCCUAAGGACUGGAAGAGUCCACUGGAUGGUUAAGGAAUGAAUAAAACAAAUUCCUGGUGCCUCUUUCAUCUCGAAUACUCUAAGCCCCUUGUUGUCUGAUAACUUUGGACUUGGUCCGUCGAUGCAGACAGAAAAGGAUUCUUAGUGUUUUGACUCUCUGACCAAUAUUUAGAUCAAUAAGUCCCUGGCAGCAGUGCAAUAGAACAAUAAAGAACCCAGAUGAGUUGAAAAGUCUUUUGCACAGAUACGACCGCAGUCCUGUUGAAAUCGCCUUCCCUAUGCGCUCUCAGGAAUAAGUGCUGCUUUUGCAAAGUAUUAAGAUAGUUUAAUGUCUGGCUUUUAUGUUUCAUCAUCUCAUGGCAUGAGGAAUGCUGAAUGCUCUAAAUAUUGGACUUCUAGAAGCUUGAACCCAUUGACCUGCCACAAGUAAUUACUUCUGAAACGCUCCUGAGCCAGCAAGAAGCCAGAACGACUCACAAAGCAAAGCUGGAACUUGAAAAGAAGAUGCAAACUUCAGGGUAUACUCCCGGGAAAAGACAAUAUUUACAUAAGAUGCGAAUGCUGGAAAUGAACCGUAACAGACAAGAGAAGAAAAGUCUUCACAGGGAGGCAAGAAUUAAUAAGCAAAAACCGAGGGACCAUAAAGCCAAGAAAAUCCUUCAAAGCAUCCCAAGACAUGACAGGGAUCUUCCAACCUUGUUGCCGGAUGAAAACUUGAACAGAAGAAGUCCAGGAAAUUCACAGAAUGAAGAUUUAGGGGAACAUCAAGCAAGGAAUGACUGUUGUCCCCGGAAAAUUGGCAAAAUGGAAACGUGGCUCCGUGAACAAGAGGCCCAGGGUCAGCUUCUCUGGGACAGUUCUAGCUCUGACUCAGAGGAGUUGAGAAAAAGCGAGAAGAAACCACAGGCACUGGUGAGGACCAGGACAGAGAGAAUCCCACUUUUUGAUGAGUUUUUUGAUCGAGAAUAAAA
Messenger RNA from Leptonychotes weddellii (Weddell seal), 2429 nucleotides. The record is from RefSeq and is a predicted model, not a curated record. NCBI's taxonomy places the organism in Eukaryota, Metazoa, Chordata, Mammalia, Carnivora, Phocidae.